AUGGCUCUACAAGACGGUGCUGCAGACGAGCACGCCCUCUUCCUCGAGCUCCUCAAAACAGCAGCCAACCCCUCAGCCCCCGAUGCUAUCCCAACAGACGAUCUCGCCGCCUCACUCGGCAUCGAUGGUCCACUUAGCAAACAGCAAGCUCUCGAAAUUCUGGAGAAGGAAGUGCUGGCGCCUGUGAAGGGGAUAGAAGGAUCGGACUUGGGGCGGUGGCAGGUACAACCACCUAUCGAUCUUCCCCUUCCGCCUUUAACACUCUCUCCCCUGUAUCAGACGCACUCGGUCGCUCCUUCCUUUCGUGGGAUAGAUGGGGAGUUUACGAACUGGCGUGAGGCCCUUAUGCCGAAACCUCCAGCUCACCCUUCGCUGUCAUCAUCGACCACCCGAGCUCCGGGGUCUUUGCAGAACUUUGUGAGAGGAAAAGGAUCUUAUGCGCCCUUCCUUCCUGGAGGGCUGGAAACAGCAGCGAGGGUUGAAGAAGAGGAAGAAGAGUCGGAGGAAGAGGAGGAUGGGGUGUUCAAGAGUCGUGCGCCUGGUCUUAAGAGAGGUGUAAAGCUCGAUGGAGCUGAAGAGUUCCUCAUCGAGAUGCUUGGCCAACAGCAGAUCACAGCCAAAGCCAAACGUCGGCGAAGAGAUGGCGAGUUUGAGCCUCAGCUUGCCGUUUCGCGCUUGGGCGACAAAGAUCGAGAUAUUGAUGGGAUCGAAUCGAGUGCCCAGGUCAAGGCUUCUGACAAGAACAUCGAUGACCUUCUUCCUCUCGGCCGCCUUCCUGCACCUCCACCAGCAAAGAAGGCUUUCAAGACUGCCGCCAAGAAGGAAUGGGCCCAUGUCAUCGAUGUCAACGAGAAACUCCUCAACUUUAAUGAACUCGUCCCCGAGAUGGCCCGAGAAUACCCCUUCGAAUUGGACAACUUUCAAAAAGAAGCCGUCUACCGACUGGAAAUGGGCGACAGUGUGUUUGUGGCAGCUCAUACUUCAGCGGGAAAGACUGUUGUGGCAGAGUAUGCUAUUGCACUGGCGGCCAAGCACAUGACCAAGGCUAUCUACACGUCUCCCAUCAAGGCUUUGUCAAAUCAGAAAUUCAGAGACUUUAAAACGACGUUUGACCCUGCUACUGUCGGUAUCUUAACGGGUGAUGUGCAGAUCAAUGCUGAGGGCAGCUGUCUCAUCAUGACUACUGAAAUCUUGAGAAGUAUGUUGUACAAAGGUGCCGACUUGAUUCGAGAUGUAGAAUUCGUCAUCUUCGACGAAGUCCACUACGUCAACGAUGCCGAGCGAGGUGUCGUCUGGGAAGAAGUCAUCAUCAUGCUUCCCGAUCACGUCAACAUCAUUCUCCUCUCCGCCACCGUCCCCAACACCAAAGAAUUCGCCGACUGGGUCGGCCGCACCAAGAAGAAAAACAUCUACGUCAUCUCCACCCCCUACCGUCCCGUACCCCUGGAGCACUACCUCUGGGCUGGGCGGGAUACGCACAAGAUUGUGGAUUCGAAGAGCAAGUUCCAGAUGGCGGGGUAUGAAUCUGCAGGACAGGCUUUGAGGAGGAAGCAGGAUAAGGAGAGGGAAGCUGCGGGGUUGCCGCCUGUUUCGCGCACGGGGGGAAGGGGAGGAGCGAGGGGGUCGGCGAGGGAUUUACCGACGGGCAGGGGGGCGCCGUUUACGAAUAUCGGGGCGGGGCGAAACCAUUCCAACCGUGGUGGUGGCAAUGGUGCCCCUGCGCCGGCUGUACCUCCUCGAGGGGGUGGACGGGGAGGCGGCCGUGGGGGCCGAGGAGGGUUCGGGGGACGGCCGUCGCAUGUGCUCGAUCAGAAUGUGUGGACGCAGCUGAUUGGGCACUUGCAAAAAGAGAAUCUGUUGCCGGUUGUCAAUUUCGUGUUUAGCAAGAAGAGGUGUCAGGAGUAUGCGGAAUCGCUGAGUAAGGAUUUGACGACGGCGAAGGAGAGGAGUGAGAUUCAUAUCACUUGGGAGAAGGCGUUGACGAGGCUGAAGGGCGAUGACAGGGAGUUGCCGCAGAUCAAGACUAUGCGGACCCUGCUGAGCAGGGGUGUUGGCGUGCAUCAUGGUGGUCUGUUGCCAUUGGUGAAAGAGGUGGUGGAGAUCCUCUUUGCCCGCGGUCUGGUUAAAGUCCUGUUCGCUACCGAGACGUUUGCCAUGGGCGUGAAUAUGCCAGCCAAGUGCGUCGUCUUCUCCGGCAUGCGCAAACACGACGGUACAUCCUUCCGCAACCUCCUCCCCGGCGAAUAUACCCAAAUGGCCGGCCGUGCCGGUCGACGUGGUCUCGACACCACCGGUACCGUCAUCAUCCUAUCCGGCGACGAGCUGCCGCCCGUGGCGGAACUGCAAGAGAUGAUGCUCGGUGUACCUGGAAGACUGUCGAGUCAGUUUAGGUUGACGUAUAAUAUGAUUCUGAAUUUGUUGAGGGUGGAGGCGUUGAAGGUGGAGGAGAUGAUCAAGAGAAGUUUUUCGGAGAAUGCGGCGCAGAAAAUGGCGCCGGAGCAGCAGCAGCAAAUUGCGCAGAUGGAGAAAGCGCUCGCUCGUCUUCCGAGCGUCGACUGCCAAGUCUGCUCGCCCGAUAUAUCUCCCUACUACGACAUCUCUUCCGAGGCCAGUCGAGUCAACGGCUUCCUCAUCCACAAAGCUUCAUGGCUGCCCAACUCUGGCAAACUCUUUGUCCCUGGGCGUGUUGUGGUCCUCCGUAAUCAGCAUUUCCCAGGCAAUCUGGCGGUGAUUCUGGGCAAUGCCCCGAGCUAUGUUGGAGCGGAUGGGGUCAAGUCGAACGCCAAGGCUUUCAGGAUGCUGGUACUUGUCACGCCUGGACAAAAGUCGGAGGAGGAGGCAGAUAUCGAAGCAAAGGAAGUCGUGCCCCGCUGGCCUCCAAUUCUGCCCAAGGGCAAGUUCCCUAGCCCCGAUUUUGAACUCACCAUCACCGACACAAACACCAUCACAUUCGUCGUCAACAACAUCCUUAAACUCCCCUUCUACCAGAUCAUCAACAAGCAGUCGCUCAAGGAUAUCCAGGGAGCGACGGGCAAGCUGGUGGACCUUCAUGAAGAGCUAUCGGAGCUUCCAGCGUUGCCCGAGGUGGAUUGGACGAGGACGAGGGAUGUGGAUGUCCAGGAGCAGCUGCGAAAGAGGGAUGUGUUCUCAGAAAGGUUGAGCAAGUUUGGAUGUCGUCUUUGUGAAGACUUCCACGACCAUUACGAUGUAUUGCACAAGCGCAAGCUCGUCGAGAUCGACGUGCAAAAGCUCAAGGUCAAGCUUUCCGACCAGAACCUCGAGCUCCUCCCCGACUACAACUCUCGUAUCCAAGUUCUCAAAUCACUCUCCUUCAUCGACGAUUCCGAUACCGUCCUUCUCAAGGGCCGUGUCGCGUGCGAGAUCAACUCUGCCCCGGAGCUCAUCCUCACCGAACUCAUCCUCGAGAAUAUUCUCGCCGACUAUACGCCUCAAGAAGUGGUGGCGUUAUUGUCAAUCUUUGUGUUUGUCGAAAAGACGGAGAGUCAGCCGAUUAUACCGACCAAGCUGCAAGAUGGUCUGGAUGUGAUUUUCAGGAUCGCGGAUGAGGUUGAGAGGGUGCAGGACGAGUGCCAGGUACAGCAUGACGAGUUUGCGACAAAGUAUAAGCCGGGAUUGGUGGAAGUGGUUUACGAGUGGGCGAGAGGAAUGCCUUUCAACCAAAUCACCAACCUUACGGAUGUGCCCGAAGGGACGAUCGUCCGAGUUAUCACGAGGUUGGAUGAGACUUGUAGAGAAGUUAGAGAUGCCGCGCGAGUCAUUGGUGAUGCGGAUCUGUUCCAGAAGAUGGAGGAGGCGCAGAAUUUGAUCAGGCGAGACAUCGUCUUUGCUGCUAGUUUGUAUCUCUAA
Messenger RNA from Cryptococcus wingfieldii CBS 7118, 3867 nucleotides. RefSeq names its product antiviral helicase SKI2. Lineage: Eukaryota; Fungi; Basidiomycota; Tremellomycetes; Tremellales; Cryptococcaceae. Bases 1 to 3867 code for a protein of 1288 amino acids. The transcript is spliced from 16 exons. Gene Ontology annotation, cellular component: Ski complex. Gene Ontology annotation, biological process: nuclear-transcribed mRNA catabolic process, 3'-5' exonucleolytic nonsense-mediated decay. Gene Ontology annotation, molecular function: RNA binding; RNA helicase activity; ATP binding. The record is from RefSeq and is a predicted model, not a curated record.